CUGCAAUCAGCACUCCCCAGCAGGAGUUGAUGCUGCGUAAUCUACACUUACACGGCUACUGCUACAUGCAUGCUAGUUAUAAUUCAAUAGCAGCGUGUAUGUCUAUAUUAUAGGAACAAUGCAAUCACUGUGUCUAUAUACCUUAGAAACAGACCUGAUCGCAACAGUUUGAAAUUGUACCGCACAUGGAAGGUAAAACUCUACCAGUACUCGAUAGCCUUGCGUUGCAGGAGCGAUGCUAGAUGAUGAUGGGAAAUCGUCUAUAGGUUGUCACGAAUCUGAUUUUAACAGACCAUCAGCGUCAUGACUGUCUUGUUCCGCUGUUCUUUGUAGUUUGUAUGACGUGUAUUGUUUAUCCACUUUUUAGUACUGUAUUCACGCGGCAAUAUUAAAUCACUGCACUAGUAGUUUGCAAAGUUGUUGGUCGCAUUUAUCCGGUCGCUAUAAAGUAUACAUAAUUAUGAGUGGAGAGCAAAACCAAGACUGGGUAGUGUAUGAUAAGACCACAGAUGACGAAGACUGUUUCUUCGAAGCGUUCAGACCUACAAGACUAUGUGGCCGAGGGAUCGACUGGGUGCUUGUGAACGCUGUAUGCGGUGACUGCACCUCUUCUACACCGUUCGUCACUGGAAGGUUACAAGAGGCCCUCCAGGCUGAGUGGGUCGCACGCCAAACAAGAAUCCUCGAGGAACCAGCCACAGAUGGUGUGCAAAUAGCACCAAGAAGUCAGAAGCUGGAACUUGAACAAUUACGGAGGCAGCAAAAGCACACAGAGUGUAGCAGCAGCAAGAGUACUCAAAGCCUGGAGGAACAUAGAGAUACCUCGCGAGUGUGGUACAAGCACAAAGGACGACUACGUAAAGAAAUGGACUCUUUGGGAGAAAAGUUCAAUUGCAAAGAAGGCAAGUUUGUCAUCUUUGCGCCUGAGCAGGAUGCAGACUUUAUCUGGAUGCAGAUCAUACGGGCGACGCUAGAUAAUAGGUUGGGAACGAGAGCACGUACUCGCAGUACUACGGGCGCCGACAAGUCGCGUCCACCAGGAAGAAAUGGACUCGAAACUGUUGGUAGAAACACUUUUCGGGAUGACGGGAAGGUAUUUAUAAUUGAGGUUUAUAGCGCUAAUUACCUCGAUUUGGAGGACGCGGCAAGAGUGCGACAAAGACUCAGUGAAAUGAAAAUCGGCAUCGACAUUGCAUCCUUAUCAUACAAGCCCGAGAUAUACUCUCAGUUGGGUAUAUACUCUAAUAAUCGGUGGGGUCUCCCACCCACUAGACCCAUAUAUGUAUCUAAAUACAUUAAAUGAAUAGAACCAACACCGAAAUCUUCAAUUGAGACUUUUCGAUCGCACGGUUACAUGUAUACGGGCUAGACCUAUUGGCGGCAUCGUUUCAGCAAUACAUCAGCAAUAGAUUUCUGGGCGGCGAUUUUGCGGCAAGCCACCCUCGUCCACUUCGAGAUUUGGUCACUUUGCGGUCUAAUCGGUUCAAACCUAUCUGCCGCCCAAUCUAGCACUUCACAAGCAUCUCUCUGCAUUAAACACAUGCGCAAGACUUGAUAUCCUCGUAUACAUGUAUCGUAACGAAGUAAGUUACACCCACUUUUGCUUCUAACUACGAUGUGAUCAAUCGCCGACUAUUUUCGUGCUAGACAUGGUAUAUUCUGCCACAUCUACUAUUAUACAACUAGAGGAUUCGUCAAUAAAUAAGGAGGCAGACAACACGCACAAUAUUGUACUGAGCUAUGACGGGUACGGUGCCGAGAACAUCCACCCAUGUCUCCCACCUUCCGUACGUUUUAUGGCACGAGUGAAUGGCGUCCAUUGCCCUUUGCACGUGCACACGCAGCCCCCAUGAAGCACGCUCGUCCCUUGAUUGUACGUGAGAAUGGCUUCAGAUGAGACUGGCGAGAGUUGUGCAUCUGGACCGCACGAAUACUGUGGCCUUACGGGACGAGCAUGCCUCCUGACGUACGAUGCUGCCGUAAGUCUCCGUCUAUGCUAGAUAUGCGGACAUGAACUUUCAACGCGUAUGCUUGGAUGAACGCUUCCUCCUGACGAGUACCUACAAGAUAUCGAAACCUGUGUAUGCGCCACUGUACUGCAAUAUGGUAUCGGCAUACUAUGAAUCAGCGUCCAUAACGGUGGGCGAAUUAUCGCCAUCAGGAACUGGUACUGCUAGCUUGUCCAUGGUUGGUUCUGCGUCUGACUGUUUCGCGGCUGCUAGCUUCGCGUCUGUUCUGUGCAGCUCCUCCGCUUCCUUAAUCAAAUUCAGAAAGUGAUCGCGUUCACCGGGAUAGAUCUCGUCCAUCGACUGGCUCAGCGUUUGUUUGAAGGUAGCGUACGCAUCCACUUUGGCGGUGGUGUUCUUCAGAUUGGCCUCUGCGCUUCGCACCACUUCGCUGGUGUACAGGUCGGGAUUCCAGUCGUGGUCUAUGCACCUGAAGACAUCAAGGGGAAACUGAACAUUCACAUCUUUGUUCUGGUCGAUUGUCUUCAAAUGCUCAAAUACCUUCCCCCUGAAAAAGAAAAAGACGAAAAUACAAGCAGGUCAUCAGAUAGCAAGUAAGACAUACGAGACCGUGC
Sphaeroforma arctica JP610 is the source of this 2581-nucleotide messenger RNA. RefSeq lists its product as hypothetical. The record is from RefSeq and is a predicted model, not a curated record. The transcript is spliced from 7 exons. Bases 461 to 1303 code for a protein of 280 amino acids. NCBI's taxonomy places the organism in Eukaryota, Ichthyosporea, Ichthyophonida.